AUGGAAGUGGUUGUCCUCGGUUGUGGGCCGUCCUCAUCGGUGCCGUCCAUGCGAUGUGUGCUGAGCAAGCACUGCGCUGUGUGUCACGAAGCGCACGCCAACCCCGACUCCAAGAACCGCCGUCUCAACCCAAGUCUCCUCGUGCGGAACCUCAACACCGACAAAAAUGUCCUCAUCGACUGUGGCAAAACCUUCCGUGAGGCGGCACUGCGGAUCUUUCCUCAAAUAGGAGUCUCGGCGGUCCAUUCGCUUGUGUUGACGCACGACCACGCAGAUGCGCUGUUGGGAAUGGAUGAUCUGCGCGAGGUUCAGGCUACGGUGGAGACGGUCGAUCCAGUCACCAAAGAAUUGUACAAAAUUCCGCCAGAGGCCAUGAAGGUGCACUGCAGUGAGCCCACGAGCCACGAUGUCAUAUCUAAGUUCCCGUAUCUGAUUGACAAUGAGCCUUUACCACCGCCUGGGGAGACAGUGCCGAAGCCAUUCCGAUGGACCGCCAAGCUCCAAAUAGACACGUUCAAUCCGUGGGAGCCGUUCGUGGCGUGUGGCAUCAAGUUCCUCCCAUUCCCCGUUAUUCAUGGCGCUGGAUAUACGUCGUUCGGGUUUGAAUUCGGCUACGAAGUUGGUGCAAGGUUCGUCUACAUCUCCGAUGUGAGCGAGAUCCCAGAGGAGACGAGAAGCUUCUUAAAUGACACCAGCAAACCUCCCGUUGAUCUUCUGCUGAUUGACGCGCUGUAUCUGGAUAAGUAUCAUAGUACGCACAUGAACUUGCAAAAAGUGAUGGAGGAGAUUGCGACCUUCAAACCGAAGCGGACGUUGCUUACGGGAAUGAGUCACGAUUUCGACUACCCCAAGCACAGCGUGGAGUUGCCAAAAAUGGGCGAGGAAAAGGGCUUGAACAUUGAAAUGACCUAUGACGGACUGCGCAUUGCUUUCCCUUAACCAAGAGAUCCAACCCCGAUUGGCGCAAAGUCGCUAGAUGACCAUUGCUGCCACGCUAGAUAUUCAGUCCAUCAUCAACAAGAACAACUUAUAAACUUCAUGCUGUAUUGAGAUCACUCAUAACUUCAGGAAAAGUACUUUAACGCUGGC
Molecule: messenger RNA, 1089 nt
Organism: Phytophthora infestans T30-4
Lineage: Eukaryota; Oomycota; Peronosporomycetes; Peronosporales; Peronosporaceae
Exons: 1
Coding region: 1-939 (312 amino acids)
Source: RefSeq, a predicted model, not a curated record